CUUUCGUCAGUCUGCAAUUUUUUUUUACUAUUUCAAAAACAAUUGCACAGACAGUCGUUCAAUACUUGACCAAGUCGAUUGUAAUUGAUGAGUCGUAGGGUUUUAUGUAAAGUUAAAAAUUAAUUGUUACAGUAUUUGAAUCUGCGCAUCAGUUUCUGUCUGCUCUCACAUGUCCUUCAGUUCACGAGGAGAUACAUCUUCGCAAAUACCAACGAGGGUCUGAAUCAUGUCGGCCCAAGUGUCCGAGUCAGACCAGAUCAAACAGUUCAAAGAGUUUCUGGGAACAUACAACAAGGUGACGGAGAACUGUUUCAUGGACUGCGUCAAAGACUUCACGACCAGAGAAGUGAAGCCUGAAGAGUCCAACUGCUCCGAGUCGUGUCUGCAGAAAUAUUUGAAGAUGACUCAGCGCAUCUCCAUGAGGUUUCAGGAGUACCACAUCCAGCAGAAUGAGGCUCUGGCUGCUAAAGCAGGACUGCUGGGACAACCUCGGUGAACCUGGACUCUUCUGGACUCAUAAGGAGUCUAAUGGGCUGGUUCAGGUCCAGCGGGUCCAGGAUGAACUCAGAACUGCAGCUAAGGUUUGGCACAUGCUGAAGUUGAUGUAGCUGAACUGGAAAGAUGUGAAAGCAGAGUCACAUGGGAAAUGUAGUUUAAAACCUAUUCAGCCUGUAAAAAUCAAUGGACCUGUGGUUGAUGGUAUUUUUGUUAUUUUAUGUUGUGAUGUUAAAUAACUUGUAUUAAACAUCAUGAGUAUCUGGCA
Messenger RNA from Betta splendens (Siamese fighting fish), 763 nucleotides. It is a transcript of the gene timm9, whose product is annotated as translocase of inner mitochondrial membrane 9 homolog. The transcript is spliced from 4 exons. NCBI's taxonomy places the organism in Eukaryota, Metazoa, Chordata, Actinopteri, Anabantiformes, Osphronemidae. The coding region runs from base 227 to 496 and encodes 89 amino acids. The record is from RefSeq and is a predicted model, not a curated record.